AUGAUUGAAAUGAAACACAAUGUAACUGUCUUUUCAGAACUUAUUUUUAUUGGGUUUUCACUUUCACGUGAAAUCAGGUUUUGCCUAUUUAUUCUUAUAGCUAUUGUUUACACUGCCACAAUUACAUCCAAUUUUGUGAUUAUUCUCAUUGUUACCAAGGAACGAAGCCUUCACAAGCCGAUGUACUUCUUUAUCGGUGGACUUUCCUUCUUAGAACUCUGGUAUCCUACAGUGACAGUUCCAACGCUGUUGUUGGUUCUUUUUGUUCCCCAAAAAACAAUUUCUUUAACAGGCUGUUUAUGUCAGUAUUAUUUCCAUUUUUCAUUAGGAGCCACAGAGAAUUUCCUCCUGGCAAUCAUGGCUUUUGAUCGCUAUGUGGCCAUCUGCAAUCCACUGAGAUACACAGUCAUCAUGAGUCCCAAAUUUUGUGUAAAUUUAUUAUUGUCGUCCUGGAUUUUUAGUUUAAUGAUAAUUGUUAUCCCAUGUUUACAGAUCUCAAACCUUGUGUUCUGUGUUAAUGAGAUUGAUCACUAUUACUGUGACUUUGCCCCAUUGCUGAAGUUAUCCUGUGUGGAUGUAUCAACUGUAGAAAAUUUAUUUUUUGCUAUGUGUUGUUUCGUAAUUUUGGGUUGUUUUUUGCCAAUUAUUGUAUCAUAUGUAUUUAUUAUUGUAACCAUUAUAAGGUUUCCAACUGCGUCUGGGAGACGAAGAGCAUUUUCCACUUGUGCAUCUCAUAUUAUUGUUGUUCUUAUCUUUUACACAACCAAUAUCUUCAUGUUUAUAAGACCAUCUGCAGGUGACUCUUUGCACGUAAAUAAAAUAGUCUCUAUCUUCCCAACUGUAGUAACUCCUCUUCUAAAUCCAAUCAUCUACACACUACGAAACCAAGAGUUUAAAGGGGCGGCAAAAAAAACAUUUCAGAAGUUGACGAUGUGGGGAUUAGGGAGUGCAAGCAUUGGUGUUUAA
Pelobates fuscus (common spadefoot toad) is the source of this 966-nucleotide messenger RNA. Its product is annotated as olfactory receptor 6M1-like. The record is from RefSeq and is a predicted model, not a curated record. The coding region runs from base 1 to 966 and encodes 321 amino acids. NCBI's taxonomy places the organism in Eukaryota, Metazoa, Chordata, Amphibia, Anura, Pelobatidae. Gene Ontology annotation, molecular function: olfactory receptor activity; G protein-coupled receptor activity. Gene Ontology annotation, biological process: G protein-coupled receptor signaling pathway. Gene Ontology annotation, cellular component: membrane. The transcript has a single exon.